UCUACUGUUUCCCGGUUGGUCGUGUCGUUGGCGAGUGAUUCGAGUUUUCCUGGUGUGAAAAACCUUCGAAAGGAUUCGUGCAGUGAAGGAAUUUUCGCGUGUGCCACCAGAACCAGCUGUCUCCUGGUGCUUCCGUCCGCUGACCAGCGUGUGUAAGGAAGGGUGUUUCCUGUGAUAGAAGAGAAUAUUUUUUCCUCAAUCAGGGAAGAUUGACAGUUCUGUUCCUAGCCAAAUUAGAACAACAUGACUGGAACCGAAAGCAACGCCGUGAAGGCCGUCGAGUCUGCCUCCGAUAGCGAAGACCAGAUGCCAGAGUUCCUAGACGAUCCGGCUUACAUGUGUUCGGCCUCGCGCCGCAUGAUGAUGAAGGAAGUGAUUAAGGCGCUGCCCGGCAAUGUACAACAUAAGAUCAACGCCCUGAAGCAUCUGCAGAAGAAGUAUCUCAAUUUGGAGGCGAAAUUCUUCGAGGAAGUGUACGCCCUGGAGUGCAAAUAUCAGGAACUGUAUCAGCCGCUGGUUGACCGUCGGAAGGGCGUCAUCGCUGGGGAAACCGAGUUGGAAGCCGGUGAAGCCGAAUGGGAAGAUGAGAGCGACGACGAGAAGGAGAUCGAUGCCGAAGUGACGGAGCGGUUCAAGCGUAUGGCGCUGAAUUACAAGAACCAGCACUCGAAGGUCAUCAAGGAAUCGCAGGGCAUUCCGGCGUUCUGGUUGACCGUGUUCAAAAACACUCAGACCAUGGCGGACAUGAUCCAACCGCACGACGAAGCGCUGCUGGAGCAUUUGACCAACGUCAACAUUGUGUACAAAACCGAUCCGAUGAGCUACGUGCUGGAGUUCCACUUUUCGCCGAACGCCUUCUUCAAGGAUGCGGUUCUGACCAAGACAUACUUCAUGCGGUGCCAAGUGGAUGAGGAGGAGCCUUUCAGCUUUGAAGGUCCCGAGAUCUACAAGUGCACCGGUUGCUCGAUCCAGUGGAACCCGAGCAAGAACGUGACGGUCAAGACGGUCAAGAAGCAGCAGAAGCACAAACAGCGCGGCGUCAUCCGUACCCUGACCAAGACGCUGCCGAACGAUUCGUUCUUCAACUUCUUCAACCCGCCGCAGGUGCAGGACGAUGACAAGAACGUCGACGAUGAGACCCAGAUGCUGCUGGCGUCCGACUUUGAGAUUGGACAUUUCCUGCGGGCCCGCAUCAUCCCGAAAGCCAUCCUUUACUACACCGGCGAGGUGAUGGAUGAGGAUGACGAUGGUGAUGAGGAAGAGGAGGAGGAAGAAGAAGAGGAUGAGGAAGGAAUGGAAGAGGAGGAAGGUGAGGAGGAGGAGGAAGAAGAGGAAGAACGGCCACCGCCGAAGAGCCGGAAAAGUCGCGCAGUCGGCGGCAAAAAACAAAAGGAAGCCCAGAAUCCGGCCGAAUGCCAACAACAGUAGGAAACAAUUCGAUAUUCUGUGUAAUCAUAUUAUUUUCUUAUCCGCUUAUUUGGAAUAAUAUGUUUUUAUUGUCCGCAAACUUACACUCACACAUAUACACAGAAACGCGCAUACACAUAUUAUAAAUGCAUAAUGAACUAUAUAUAAAAUAAACAGGAUUGUUGCGGAUUGCUCGAACCGCGGAAUUGGAGUUGACUCUUGCAUAAGCAAUUAAAUGUUUUUGCUCGAAUAAACACACGAAACGCCGGCCGGAUUUAUCACCUAUGUCUGUUACGAUUCCUUCCUACCUAAACACCUCUUAAACCAUCCGGAAUUGUAAAAUCUAAUGCAGCUUAUAAUAGAAAAUUAAAGAAGAAGAAACAACACCAUCAAGCCACCACUACAACACCGGUAUUUAACUGAAACGAUGCAUGUUCAAGUUGUCAGUUUAAUGAAACUGUGUUUUUCUAUCGCCCGUUUGAAUGUAUCCCGCUGCUAAAGACACACAUACACCGCAUCGACAUUUCAAUUCUCAAAACUCCCAAGUGAAUAUGUUAACGAUGAGCAGUUUCCUUUACUAUGUCUUAAGAUAAUUAUUAUUUUUUCUAAUAAAAACAAUUAGUACUCGUA
Messenger RNA from Ochlerotatus camptorhynchus, 2037 nucleotides. Its product is annotated as nucleosome assembly protein 1-like 4. Bases 244 to 1428 code for a protein of 394 amino acids. Gene Ontology annotation, cellular component: nucleus; chromatin. Gene Ontology annotation, molecular function: chromatin binding; histone binding. The transcript is spliced from 3 exons. Lineage: Eukaryota; Metazoa; Arthropoda; Insecta; Diptera; Culicidae. The record is from RefSeq and is a predicted model, not a curated record. Gene Ontology annotation, biological process: nucleosome assembly.